Xenia sp. Carnegie-2017 is the source of this 1904-nucleotide messenger RNA. Its product is annotated as splicing factor 3A subunit 3-like. Bases 87 to 1589 code for a protein of 500 amino acids. Gene Ontology annotation, molecular function: zinc ion binding; RNA binding. Lineage: Eukaryota; Metazoa; Cnidaria; Anthozoa; Malacalcyonacea; Xeniidae. The transcript is spliced from 21 exons. Gene Ontology annotation, biological process: mRNA splicing, via spliceosome. The record is from RefSeq and is a predicted model, not a curated record. Gene Ontology annotation, cellular component: nucleus; spliceosomal complex.
AGAAUGCUUCGCCAUGUUGGAAGUUAUAUGAAAAGAAAAUAGUGAUUUUUUACACAAUUCACUGAGGUAAAUUUAAAAAUUGAAGUAUGGAAACGAUAAUAGAGAGGCAACGAAGGCAGCACGAAGAAUGCGAGAGGCUCGAAGAUGCGAUAACCGAAGAAUUUUUACUGAAGAAACAGACGCCAAAAGACCAAAUCAAUUCAGAUCACAGAGCCAGGGAUCUAUUAGAGAGAUAUCUCUCUUCUACUAGCUCGUUGCUGACAUUGUAUAAUGAUAAUGAUGGGAUGAGGAAAGAAGAAAUAUCUGCUUUAUCUGGGCCCAAUGAGUUUGCUGAAUUCUACAGCAGAUUACGAGUUAUCAAAGACUAUCACAGAAAGUAUCCAAAUGAGGUGGUGGAGCCGAUGCAAGUCGAGUUUAUGAACAUGAAGGAAGCUCGUGAAAACCCUACGGAAGAUAUGCAAGCUUUGGUUGACUUUUCUGAUGAAGAAGGUUACGGCAAGUACUUGGAUCUUCACGAACCUUAUGAUAAAUAUAUUAACAUCAAGGGAAUCGAGAGAAUAGACUAUCUUGCGUAUUUGGAAACAUUCGACCGCUUGUUCGACAUUCCCAAAGAGAAGAAAACACACGAAUACAAAAGAUACAUCAUCGUUCUCCUUGAUUACCUUUACUACUAUUGUCAACGUGUGCAACCGCUGGUCGAUCUUGAUAAGGAAAUGGAGGAAACCCAAGAAGACUUUGAUAGAAACUGGGCGCAAGGAUCAUUUCCAGGAUGGCCCAAAGAUACCGGAAGUGCUUUGGCGCAAUCUGGGGCACAUCUUGAUCUGUCUGGUUUCUCAUCUGCUGAGGAGUUGGCCUCGCUUGGUCUUGACCGUCUUAAACAGGCGUUGCAAGCUUUAAAUUUAAAAUGUGGAGGCACGUUAGAGGAACGAGCACAGAGAUUAUUCUUUACUAAAGGGAAAUCUAUGGAGGAUCUUGAUCAAUCACUUUUUGCAAAAUCGAAAGGCUCUAAAGGAAGGGAGAAUAUAGUAAAGCAAAAGGAAAUUGCCUCCUUGGAAAGUCAAGUCUACAGAUUAAUUGAAUUAGUCGGGGAACAGAGGGCUGCCACUCGAGAAAACGUUGUAAGAAAGCAAGCAAGAACAACUGACGAACUUGAGGAUGAAGAAGGUGGCGAAGAAUACAAUGAAUCGGAUUCUGAAGACGAGGAAACAGUACUUUACAACCCCAAGAAUCUUCCUUUGGGCUGGGAUGGUAAGCCUAUUCCGUACUGGUUAUACAAGUUGCAUGGGCUCAACAUCUCUUACAGCUGUGAAAUUUGUGGCAACAUGAAGUACAGGGGACCCAAAGCCUUUCAAAGACAUUUUGCGGAAUGGAGGCAUGCACACAAUAUGCGUUGUCUUGGUAUUCCAAACACCGCUCACUUCGCAAACGUCACACAAAUAGCCGAUGCACUUUCUCUUUGGGAGAAACUAAAAGAUGUGAAAGCUAAGGAACGUUGGCUACCGGAUGUUGAGGAAGAAUUCGAAGAUUCGAUGGGUAACGUUGUGAACAAAAAAACAUUUGAAGAUCUUAGCCGACAAGGAUUACUCUAAAAAACAUUCUGCACUUUAUUUAUGUAAAUAAUAGGUUUCUAUUCGUAUUCUACCUUAAAAAAACUUGGUCAAUAUCCCAGAAUCACAUCCUGAAGGAAAAAUACGUUGCAAAAACAUGUAACAUUGGUAACAUGCAACAGUUUCCGUUGCCUAGCAACUGGGUAAUCUACAAAAUGGCGGAAGACUCGAUUUGAGCUUCUGUCCUUUAUUUGACCUUUUUUUGAUAUUUUCAUGUAUAAACGAGUCCAUUUGCAAUGGCAAUUUCUAAGGAAGAGGCCGAAGAAAUUUUGAGGACAGUGCGAUUACCUGGUGAAA